AUGUCGAACAGUAUCCACAAACGCCAUGGCGACCUGACCCCCACGCCUGUGCAUGUUGCAUUCGACGAGGAGAACGAUGGCUUGCUACCGGUAUCUGUUCCAGAAACAAAAUUCAGCCCGAAGCAAAAUGCUAAAUCGUCGAAAAAAUUAUUACCCAUAGAUCGUCCGGCUUUCUUGGUAUUAUGUAUACUAUAUCUCCUACAAGGUGUGCCUGUGGGGCUUGCGUUUGGUUCCGUUCCCUUCAUUCUCAAAUCAAAAGUAUCGUAUAGUCAAGUGGGAAUAUUUUCCUUGGCAGCAUAUCCAUAUUCACUCAAGUUGUUGUGGUCGCCCAUAGUGGACUCAAUUUACUCAUCCAAGGUAGGACGAAGGAGAUCGUGGAUUAUACCGGUUCAGGCCGUUUCGGGAAUCACUCUCAUUUUCAUGGGUGCUCGUAUCGACAAAUUGGUCGAUGAUCCAGUGAAUAACUUGGUUACCAUCACCACCUGCUUUUUCUUGCUUGUGCUCUUCUGUGCUACCCAAGAUAUCGCCGUUGACGGAUGGGCUCUUACGGUUUUGUCGCCUGAAUGCCUCUCUUUUGCAUCGACCGCUCAAACAAUCGGCAUCAAUUGUGGGUAUUUUUCAUCGUUCACGGUGUUCUUAGCCCUCAGCUCGCCAGACUUUGCAAAUCGCUACUUGAGGUCAAUUCCUGUAGACCGUGGUCUCUUCUCGUUGGGACUGUAUCUCACGUUUUGGGGCUACGCUUAUCUUGUGGUGACGGCAUUGCUUUAUUACGUACCUGAAGAUCCUCCACACUUGAAACAGAUAAAUCAAGCCAAGUUGAUGAACGAAAAGGCAAAGCUGGACACCGUGUAUAACCAUAAAUCUUCAUGGUCCGGGGUGUUGAAGGUGUAUCUGUCCAUGUACCAGGUGCUCAAGUUACGAAACGUACAAGUGUACGUGGUUAUUCUUCUCAUCGCCAAAUUUGGUUUUCAGGUAAAUGAAGCCGCUACCAACUUGAAACUUCUUGAGAAGGGCCUUUCCAAAGAAGAUCUCUCUAUCACAGUGCUCAUUGAUUUUCCCUUUGAAAUGAUAUUUGGCUACUAUGCUGGCAGAUGGUCAACUGGUAAAUCACCCUUGAAACCAUGGCUACUAGGAUUUGGUGGCAGAUUACUUUCGGCAGCUGUGGCACAACUUAUCAUCUACUUUUUCCCCAAGGACGGAGUCACCAAAGGUUACUUUAUCUUAAUUAUUUUGCAGCAUUUGAUGGCAUCUUUCAUGUCCACCAUCCAAUUCGUAUCUCUCUGUGCAUUCAACACGAGAAUUGCAGACCCGGCAAUUGGUGGUACUUACUUGACUACAUUGAACACGAUAUCCAACUACGGUGGUACGUGGCCCCGGUUGUUGAUCUUUUAUUUCAUCGACAAAUUGACCAUAGCCAAAUGUGAACCUCCAGCAAAUUCUACUCCAUCCACAUUGGCUCAGUUUGGAUUCGACGCCAAUACCGAACCUUUGAAGGAAAAGUGCCGCCAGCUCGGCGGACAAGUCACCAUCUUGCGUGAUGGAUAUUUCUAUACCAACUUUUUCUGUAUAAGUUGUGGAGUCUUAAUUCUUCUCUGGGUUAAAAGAAAGCUCACCUAUCUUCAAAGUCUUCCUAACAGUGCAUGGAGGGUAGACACUUCAUAG
Molecule: messenger RNA, 1662 nt
Organism: Meyerozyma guilliermondii ATCC 6260
Lineage: Eukaryota; Fungi; Ascomycota; Pichiomycetes; Serinales; Debaryomycetaceae
Exons: 1
Coding region: 1-1662 (553 amino acids)
Cellular component (GO): membrane
Molecular function (GO): acetyl-CoA transmembrane transporter activity
Source: RefSeq, a predicted model, not a curated record